This is a messenger RNA of Insectozyma verbasci, 521 nucleotides long. Lineage: Eukaryota; Fungi; Ascomycota; Pichiomycetes; Serinales; Debaryomycetaceae. The record is from the annotation of a GenBank genome assembly.
AUGUUUAGAAAUUCAAUUCGUCCACAGCAAACAUUUCUCAAAUCAUUAAUUAUGUCUAGGUCAAAUUCAAUUGUUCCAGUUAGAACAGAAAACGCACCACCACCAGCAGCAUCAUAUUCACAAGCAAUCAAAGUCAAUGGUGAGUAAAACCAACUACCCAAAAUAGAGAUUAGAGUAUUAACAUUUUAGGUUUCAUUUACGUUUCUGGUCAAAUUCCAUAUACUCCAGAUAAUAAACCAUUAGCUUCAUCAGCUACGAUUCAAGAUCAUACUGAACAAGUAAUUAAAAAUGUUUCAGUUAUUUUGGAAGCUUCAAAUUCAUCAUUAAAACAUAUUGUUAAAGCAAACAUCUUUUUAACUGAUAUGAAAGAUCAGUUUGCAAAAUUUAAUGAAGUUUAUGGUAAAUAUUUUAAUGAACAUAAACCAGCUAGAUCUUGUGUUGCAGUUAAAGAAUUGCCAUUAGGUGUACCUUUAGAAAUGGAAGUAAUUGCAAUUGAAAAAGAAGAUGGUAAUAAACUAUAA